This is a messenger RNA of Chelonoidis abingdonii (Abingdon island giant tortoise), 2250 nucleotides long. RefSeq names its product calcium homeostasis modulator 3 (gene CALHM3). Lineage: Eukaryota; Metazoa; Chordata; Testudines; Testudinidae. Gene Ontology annotation, cellular component: plasma membrane. The record is from RefSeq and is a predicted model, not a curated record. Gene Ontology annotation, molecular function: monoatomic cation channel activity.
GCCAGAAAACCCAAGAAAAGGGCCGCAGAGCCGUGCCCAUCUGCCCCCAGCAAGCACCUCAUCAAUCUGAAGUCAACCAGGGCUUUCUCCCCAGCCAAUACAGCACCAUGGAUCGGUUCCGGAUGAUCUUCCAAUACUUCCAGUCCAAUUCUGAGUCGGUGAUGAAUGGGAUCUGUGGGCUGCUAGCCCUGGCUAGCGUGAAGAUGUAUACUUCCUUUGACUUUAACUGCCCCUGCCUGCCCAAGUACAACAUGGCUUACGGUUUGGGGAUCAUGUGUCUGCCCCCAAUGGCCCUCUUUCUCUGUGGUCUCAUUCUCAACAGACAGUCUCUGGUGAUGCUGGAGGAGUGGAAAAGACCGACUGGAGGCAGAAAGAAGGAUCUGGCCAUCAUCAGGUACAUGUGCUCCUCCAUCAUGCAGCGAGCCAUGAUUGCUCCUGUCAUCUGGAUCAUCGUCACCCUCCUCGAUGGGAAAUGCUUCGUCUGUGCUUUCAGCAGCUCCGUUGACCCUGAAAAGUUUGUGGGGUUUGCCAACAUCACCCCUACCCAGACGCAGCUCUUGCUCUCCAAAGUGCCCUGCAAAGAUGACGAGCUCAUGAAGAACAACCCUGCCCGGAAGGCGAUCUCCAGGUACCUGAAAUGCUGGUCACAAGGCCUUGGCUGGAGUGUUUUGCUGAUCCUUAUCGUGGUAGCCUUCCUUGCCCGGUCGCUCAGACCCUGCUUUAAUCAGGCUGCCUUCCUGCAGACGCGCUACUGGAGCAACUACAUCGACAUUGAGCAAAAGAUCUUCGACGAAACCUGCUGCGAGCACGCCCGGGACUUCGCCCACAAGUGCAUCCUCCACUUCUUCGAAAGCAUGCAGCAGGAAAUCAAACUGCGACGUUUCAAUGCGCCCACGGAGGAGGCCGACGGCGGAGAAGGGGAAGAAGAUCACCUGCUGGGAAUCACAGACCAGGAACAGAUGAAUGAGCUCCUGAAAUCAUGGUACUACAGCAAGCCUGCCCUGGAUGUGAGCCAGGCAACACAGCGGCAGCAGUCUGCGGGUAGGGAGAGACUAUCCAUGCCCUGGGCAGAUAGCCUAAGUAACAGGGGGAAUGCACCACAAAAGGCCAAAACCUCCAGACAAACCGAUGUUUAAAAGGGUCCCUGUCACACCGAGAAGGCACCAAAAUGUGUCUUCCUUAAAAGCGAAGUCAGUUCCACGUAGCAACAGUGGAGGAUGAGGUGACUGAUAGACUAGACAGACAUGCAUACACAAGUGUGCAAACUGGCCCAAGCUUGAAACCUUGCAGCCCAAAAGGCAAAUGUUUCAGUACGUUAUGAGCAACAGAAGACAAGGUUAAAAUGGAAACACUUUUGUAGGCUUAUGGCAAUGGCCUGUGUAGUCCAUGAUUUCUCAUGGAAUCAGCUGGGGAACCCACCCGUUGCUAUUAAGCUGUACUCUACAAAGCUUUUAUAACCCAUGCACACUCAACAUAGUGCUCUGCCCCGUCUCAUGGUGGCUGGACCACAUAAAGAGGUUGACCUGCUACACCACUGGCUAUUAGAGAUGAAUCUUUCAGCUCAGGCAGUAUAGGCUCUUGCUUUAAGAUCCAGAGGUUCCAGGGUUGUACCCCUCUGCUGAUUCACCCAGAGUCACUGUUUUACACUUUCAUUGUAAUAAAAAAUUUCUAAAACCAGAUGGUUGUGAGAAAAAAAGCUUCCCGAUAAAAGUUUAAUCAGUGUAGUAACAUCUGCCUGAGUCUGCAGACAGCCUCCUCAAACAAUAGCUUUGAGAGGUGUGAGUUGUUCCCACAUAUGUCACUGGAGAGUGUUAACUUUUAAAACCUAAUUAGGAAAGUUAACAGUGCUGACACAAAAUUAUUUCACUGCUCAGUUUUUAAACAAACAAAUUAACACAGUUACCCAAAACCUCCUAAUGUCCUCCCAUAUUCUGAAAGCUCUAACUGCCCCAAAGCCAGCUGUUAACGUUUAAGUUGUCGCAAGAUGUUGGCAGGGUCUGAUUUCUCCCUUACCGGCCUGUUUCCCCCUUGAGUCCCUGCUGGAGGUCACUCUCCAGUUUCAUGCUUUAAGGGAUGGAGACAGUGGUGCUGGGGUCAUCGCAAGGGAAUCUCUGCAGCUCUGCUGGGUGUGUGGAGCUGGAAUGAGGACACCUGGGAAUCUCACACAGGAGAUUCCUUCAUAAACCCUGCUCCUUUGCCAACAUACAGAACUCUCCCUUUGCUAGAGCAGCUAAUGGUGCAUCAUAACCC